AAAAAAUGUCAAGAAAAAAUAGGAGUCCUAAAGAAACUUUAAUUAAAAAAUUAACUGAUCACGAAAAAUUUCUUGAUAGGAAAAUAAAAAAAGCAAAGAAUAAGACGGAAAUUGAGGAAUACACCAAACAAAAAGGAUUUGUGAAAGAAUUAAACGCACAAGUCAAGCGUGACUUUUUCAUCAGACAAGAAGAAUUAGAAGCAAUAGAUGAGAAGUUUGAAAAAGAACGAAAGAAAUUCCAACAAACAAUUGACAGACUUGAAAGAAAAGUGAAAUCCUUAGAAAAUAAAAUUCGAAAGAAAGAUGAAACUAUCAAAGAAAUAGAAAACGAGAUUAAACUGUUCGAAGAAGUUGAACACAAAAAUGAAAUAAUUGAGUUAUAUGCAAACAGAUUCACGGUGAUAGAAACAGAGAUGAAACACGAUAAAGAAGUAAUCGAAAGACAGCAUGAACAAAUCAUAUCUCUAGAAUCAAGUAUUAAUCGUCUCAGUGUUAGUAAUAACGAAAAAGAUGAAGAAAUCGAAAGUUUAAAAACUACGAAUAUGACGCUUCAAGAAAAUAUAAAAUCUCUUGAAAUUAAGAAUUUUAUAUUAAAAAAAGAAAACGAAAAUAAGAGCAUAAUUAUCAAAGAUCAAAUGAAUCAAAACAAGGAGAAACUUUUAGAAAUCGAAAAAUUGAAAACUGAAAUGCAUCAAUCCACGAUCGACGCCGCAAGCAUUAAACGUGACAUGAAUAACUUACGUCAGGAAUACAAUAACAGUACAAUAUCUUUUAAUCGAUUAUAUCAGCAACAGAUUAAUUUAAAUGGCAGAUUGAAUAACCAGAUCAAUGAUUAUAAGAAUGUAAUUAAUAAUCAAGAACGGCGUCAUUCAACUGAAAAAUCAAAAUUAUUAGAUCAGAUUGAAAAGUUACGAGAUGAAAAUAACCGUUCAAAUGAUCAGGCUUA
Messenger RNA from Racocetra persica, 946 nucleotides. Lineage: Eukaryota; Fungi; Glomeromycota; Glomeromycetes; Diversisporales; Gigasporaceae. The record is from the annotation of a GenBank genome assembly.